Messenger RNA from Plenodomus lingam JN3, 1002 nucleotides. RefSeq lists its product as uncharacterized. Lineage: Eukaryota; Fungi; Ascomycota; Dothideomycetes; Pleosporales; Leptosphaeriaceae. The record is from RefSeq and is a predicted model, not a curated record.
AUGCUACGUUCACUACGCCUUGCACGUUUCCCGGUCCCAUUAUCCCCUUUUCGAGGCUUCUCUGCCAAAGUCGAUCCAAUGGCGCCUUUGCGUAUAGGCUUCGUCCCUGAGCAUUUCUCGACGCCGCUUGAGUUCGCGAAGAAGCAUUAUGGGCUCGACUCCAAGCUGCUGCCUUUCCCGUCUGGUACUGGUCACAUGGUCACGGCACUACAAGCAGGCGAAAUCGACAUCGGCGUGGGUCUCACUGAAGGUUGGGUGGCCGCGAUAGGCAAGGCACAGGCGGCGAAGCAUGAUGCUGGCUUCAAGAUGGUGGGCACAUAUGUCGAGACCCCACUAUGCUGGGCCAUAUCAACGGGCGCAAGGCGAGAUCUGGCAGGCGUACAAGAUCUCAGAGGCAAGAAGGUGGGCGUGUCGAGGAUUGGAAGUGGUAGCUACGUGAUGAGUUUUGUGCUGGCUGACCAACAAGGCUGGUUGGAUACCACCUCAGACAGCCCGCCGUUCGCCGUCGAAGUCCUCAACACAUUUGCCAAUCUCCGAGAAGGCGUGAACAAAGGUACAGCGGACUUCUUUAUGUGGGAACACUUCACAUCGAAAAAAUACUACGACAACGGUGAAAUUAAACGCAUCGGCGAAAUCUACACACCUUGGUCAUCGUGGAAGAUUGUGGCUGCAAACCACUUGUUUCACCCCCGUAAUUGGAGCUCUAGCGUCAAAGCAACCAAGCCUGCUCUUAAAGACGAGCUUGAGGAUGUUCUCGAGAAGAUCAACAAGGGUAUCAAACACUUCGAAGACAACCAGGAAGAAGCAGUUACGUAUAUCAGUACCAAACUCGAUUAUUCAGAGGAAGACGCAAGAGAAUGGCUUGGUACGGUUGGGUUUUCGCAGGAUGUCAGAGGUGUUGACAGCAAGGUGAUUGAUAAGACUGUUGGCAUCUUGCAGAAAGCUGGUGUUCUUGGAGAGCAAGUCGACCAAACAGCGAUGAUAGGUCUCGAACGAUCUUGA